Messenger RNA from Bombyx mandarina (wild silkworm), 1294 nucleotides. Its product is annotated as leukocyte receptor cluster member 1 homolog. NCBI's taxonomy places the organism in Eukaryota, Metazoa, Arthropoda, Insecta, Lepidoptera, Bombycidae. The record is from RefSeq and is a predicted model, not a curated record.
CCUACUCAAUAUUUUGAUUUUGUAAACAGAACUCUGAACAGAACAGAACGUCCAAAAGAGUAGGUGUAGGUGGCCACUACGUGCGUCAGUCCUAGAAAAUACACUAUAGUUACAGAUUUCAAUUAUAAUUAGAACCUGAAUUUAUUCUAAAUUUCGAAAGUUUAAUUGAAAAUAAUGAAUAUCUUGCCAAAAAAAAGGUGGCAUGUUCGGACUAAGGAAAAUAUUGCAAGGGUUAGAAAGGAUGAAGCAGAAGCUGCAGAGAAGGAAAAACAAGAAAGAAUAAGAACAGAAACUGCAGAUAAAGAGUCAAGGCUCAAUAUACUAAAGGAAAAAAGCAAAGAGAGAUUACUCAAAUCAGGAAUCCCACAAACAAAUGUAGGAAAAAGUGAAAUUAUAAAUGAACAUGUCAACUUAUUUGCAAAUCUUGAAGAUGCUAUUAAAACAACAAACAAAGAACAUGAUAAAGAGGUAAAGGCCAAACAAGAAGAAUAUGAAAAACAAAUUGGCUAUUUAACUUAUCUUGGACAAGAUACAAAUGAAGCUUUAAAAAAGAAAAAUUGGUAUGAUGUUCCACCAGAGGCUUCUAGAUAUUCACGCACCAAUGACAUAAAAGAUACCUAUAAUAAGCUAGUUUUGAAAGAUGAAGAUGGAAAACCAAAAACAAAUUGUGUGGAGAUUAAAAAUGGAGAAGUCGCUUGGAAACAGAAGCAACGACUAGAUCCCAUGAAUCACAUAAAAAGAAACAAAAGUUACAAACUUCAAAGUAACGAACCAAAUACAAAGGUACAUAAGAAAAACAAAAAUCGUAAUGACGAAAAGUGCCCAAAAAUGAAACUACAAAAACUAAGAGAAGCUCGCCUUAAGAGAGAACAGCAGGAAAGGUGUAGAACAGAAUUAUUUCUAAAAAAAUUAGGUGGGUUUGGUGAAAGUUCAACAGAAGAAAACAAUGGAAAAAAUAAACUGAACAUUAUUCCUAAAAAUAAUUCUCAGUUUAACCCUGAAUUGGCAAGACAGAAUUAUAAAUGAAAACCAUAAUAUUGAGAAAUAAAUUGUACCAUUGCUAAUAACUGGAUUGAAAUAGACAAAAUAUGGUGUAAGUUAGAAUUACUUACACAUACACAAUAAUUUAAUAUAAUAAUUUCGGAGUGAACCAAGAAAAGUUAUUAACACUAUCGUAAUAAAGUGCUAAGUAUCAAGUGUCUUUGCUGUUUGAAACAAUUGAGCAUGUUUAAGCAAAACUAAAAUCAAAGUCAUGAAUUAAAAUAUUAUUUAAUAAAGUAUUGCAAUCAACACA